AUGAGCCUGACGAUUCCUGUUGUCCUUUUAUCCGUCAUCUCGAUUGAGCGCUAUCUGGCAAUCCUCUAUCCUCUAAAAACGAAGCAGCUUUUCACUUUCCGCCGGCUGCGGCUCACCCAGGCCCUGAUUUGGCUUUUUCUGGCCGCUUACAACUCCCCGCAGCUUAUUGUCCACGAUACAUUCACUCUCGGUGACAAGACCUUCUGUUACAUGCGAUCCGACAACAUCAACACAAACGCAUACGUUCUCGCGAAUCUCAUCGUCUGGUACAUUCUACCUCUCUUUGUCCUCAGCUUCAUGUACUGUAAGAUUGCCGCGGUCCUUUGGCGUAGCAGCAGCACGCAGAAUUUUGCACUUCAAAUGAAAAGGCCCGAAGAGAGCGCCCGUCAUACCAAUAUGGACGCUGAAACCGCGUCAAGGACUUCCGGCAUUGAACGGCCAGAGAAGCCCGGCGCUCCUGCAGUACAUGUAUCGAAAAAAAACAAAUGUAUAAGAAUGUUAAGUGUACAGAAGCCUGGCGGUUAUAGCGGUGUGAUUCGGCUUCAAAACACCAGCAUUGUUGUUUCGCGCGAGGAGACAGAAAACGACUCCAUGUCGGAGUAUUCAGACGCCGAAAGCAACUCGGAAGUUUACAUGAACGAAUGCGGGGUAUGUGGCAGCUGGUGUCAAGAAACGGAGGGAGAGCCGCAUAUCGGAGCCAUGAACGUCGGCGACCAAUCCAAACCGUCGAGUUCAUCGUCUAAACCGUGGAGUAACGUCAGAAGCGGGUUGGGCAGGAAAGUAAAAGAAACUGAAAACGGCGAACGUAACAACAUAGAAGCCGUGACCAGCAGCGGACGCCAUUUUUAUUUUCGUAAUAAACCGCUGGUCAACACCCAAAAAGUGAUGCAGGCUCGGAGAAAAGUUAUCCGGCUUCUCCUGAUUAUUAUUGGUACGUUUGCGGUGUUGACGUUACCUUAUCACAUAAGGGCGUGUGUUUAUUUGUGGACAGACACGAAAAACAUUGGCAGCCUUCUUUCUCCGAUUUGCUAUUUACUAUACUACAUGAACAGCGGACUCAAUCCUUUCCUGUACGCAUUCUUCUCGGAUAAUUUCAGGAAAAGUUUGAAAGAUUCAUUCAAGUGUUUGUUUCGGAAAUGA
Messenger RNA from Acanthosepion pharaonis, 1140 nucleotides. Lineage: Eukaryota; Metazoa; Mollusca; Cephalopoda; Sepiida; Sepiidae. The record is from the annotation of a GenBank genome assembly.